UUGUGGCUCAUUCUCAUAUUGGGUAUGAAGAAGAUUUUAAAUGAUUGUAGUAUGUUAUUGAAGUUUAAGAAGUAUGUUAUAGAUGCCCAUAACGUGUUUUAUAAUUCAUACAGAUUUCGGAAAUGGACCUCCAGUCGAAUCUUUUCUGAGGUUGACAAAUGGUAUCGGUUUUUGCUCUGGGCGAGUGGAGGUUCUUCAUGAUGGUCAGUGGGGAACAGUGUGUGAUGAUUACUGGGAUCAAACAGAUGCUACAGUGGUGUGUAGAGAGAUUGGUUGUGGGAAUGUGAUUGAGGCAAAGAGUGUUGCUUAUUUUGGAGAAGGUUCAGGAGAAAUAUGGAUGGAUAAUGUAAAUUGCAAUGGCACGGAGUCUUCACUGAUGGACUGUAAGACACUUGGUUGGGGAAUACAUAACUGUGUGCAUUCAGAAGACGCUGGAGUCAUCUGUGAAGGUGGAUGAAAGCUAUGUAAAUAUUGCAUAUACUGAAUAGAACUAAACAUUUCUAAUCCCUUACUCUCUGUUUUUAUGUUAGACUAUAUUAGGUUGAUAAAUGGCGCUGACUCUUGUUCUGGACGAGUGGAGGUUCUUCAUGAUGGUCAGUGGGGAACAGUGUGUGAUGAUGGCUGGGAUCAAACAGAUGCUGCAGUGGUGUGUAGAGACCUGAAUUGUGGGAAUGUGAUUGAGGCAAAGAGUGCUGCUUAUUUUGGACCAGGUGUAGGACCAGUAUGGAUGGGUGAUGUACAGUGUACUGGGACUGAGGCUUCACUUGUGAACUGUACAUCAACAAAAUGGGGAAUACAGAGCUGCGAACAUUUAAAAGAUGCUGGAGUCACCUGUCAAGGUGGAUGAAAGCUAUGUAAAUAUUGCAUACACUAAAUAGAACCAAGCUUUUCUAAUCCUUUACUCUGUUUUAUUGUUAGCCUUUAUUAGGUUGAUAAAUGGCGCUAACUCUUGUUCUGGACGAGUGGAGGUUCUUCAUGAUGGUCAGUGGGGAACAGUGUGUGAUGAUGGCUGGGAUCAAACAGAUGCUGCAGUGGUGUGUAGAGAACUGAAUUGUGGGAAUGUGAUUGAGGCAAAGAGUGCUGCUUAUUUUGGACCAGGUGUAGGAUCAGUAUGGAUGGGUGAUGUACAGUGUACUGGGAUGGAGGCUUCACUUGUGAACUGUACAUCAACAAAAUGGGGAAUACAGAGCUGUGAACAUUUAAAAGACGCUGGAGUCACCUGUAAAAGUGAGUUAAAAUAUGUUGGAUACAUUUUGCAUGUUGCUUAGAAACUAGCGUUCACAGAGAAAUUCUAU
Messenger RNA from Cyprinus carpio (common carp), 1295 nucleotides. Its product is annotated as scavenger receptor cysteine-rich domain-containing group B protein-like. NCBI's taxonomy places the organism in Eukaryota, Metazoa, Chordata, Actinopteri, Cypriniformes, Cyprinidae. The transcript has a single exon. The record is from RefSeq and is a predicted model, not a curated record.